Messenger RNA from Selaginella moellendorffii, 1161 nucleotides. Its product is annotated as cyclin-dependent kinase B1-1. The transcript has 8 exons. The record is from RefSeq and is a predicted model, not a curated record. Gene Ontology annotation, biological process: signal transduction; regulation of gene expression; G1/S transition of mitotic cell cycle. NCBI's taxonomy places the organism in Eukaryota, Viridiplantae, Streptophyta, Lycopodiopsida, Selaginellales, Selaginellaceae. Gene Ontology annotation, molecular function: cyclin-dependent protein serine/threonine kinase activity; cyclin binding; ATP binding. The coding region runs from base 173 to 1084 and encodes 303 amino acids. Gene Ontology annotation, cellular component: cytoplasm; cyclin-dependent protein kinase holoenzyme complex; nucleus.
UCUUCGAAAGUGCCCUAGUAGCGCUCGCCCUUCUCUCUCUCUCUCUCGAUCUCUGGAUUGAUUUGUAGCGCUCCUCUUCUCUCGAUUUUGGCGCCCGUCUAGCUAUCGAUUCUCGAUUCCACAGCUGCUUGGGCGCUUCUUGAUGGGAUUUUGAUCCGUCUGGGCGAUUUCGAUGGACAACUAUGUGAAGCUGGAGAAGGUCGGCGAGGGCACCUACGGCAAGGUCUACAAGGCUCGCGACAAGAACACCGGGCGAUUGGUGGCGCUCAAGAAGACCCGCCUGGAUAUGCAAGACGAGGGCGUCCCUUCCACCGCAUUGCGCGAAGUGGCGCUUCUCCAUAUGCUCUCUCAGAGCCUCUACGUUGUGAGGCUCUUGAGUGUAGAACACAUAGACAAAGGCGGCAAGCCUUUGCUAUAUCUCGUGUUUGAGUACCUGGACACGGAUCUUAAGAAGUACAUGGACUUUACCAAUCGCCGCAAGCCUUUCGGCAUGGACCACUUCAGAACAAUCAAGCAUUUGAUGUACCAGUUGUGCAAGGGCGUCUCGCAUUGUCACAGCCAUGGUGUCAUGCACAGGGACCUUAAGCCGCAGAAUUUGCUCGUGGACCAAGAUAAAGGUCUUCUCAAGAUCGCAGAUCUUGGGCUUGGACGAGCUUUCACCGUUCCACUCAAGAGCUACACACACGAGAUUGUUACGCUCUGGUACAGAGCUCCGGAGAUACUUCUCGGAGCUUCACACUACUCCGUCCCCGUGGACAUGUGGUCCGUCGGGUGUAUAUUUGGCGAGCUAGCAAAGCGAUCCCCUCUUUUCCCAGGCGACUCGGAGCUACAACAAUUGCUCCACAUAUUCCGAUUGCUGGGAACUCCAAGCGAAGAGGUGUGGCCGGGAGUCACAAAACUCCGGGACUGGCACGAGUAUCCCAAGUGGAGCCCUCAAAAGCUGGAGCUCGUCAUUCCAGGCCUUGAUCAGCAAGGCCUCGACUUACUCCAGCAAAUGCUCAUCUAUGAUCCAGCAAAGAGAAUUUCUGCCAAGGCUGCGCUACAACACUCGUAUUUCGACGACGUUGAUGAAUCCCAGUUUUGAUCGCUAGGAGGGAAAACCACUCUAAUGUUUAUGGAUGGAUAGAAAGGAAAUAAAGGUUAAAAGGGGGUUUUCCAAAA